UGGUUUACUACAAAGUCACCGGGCGAGUUAGAUGGGAAGUUAUGGGGAGAGAGAGAAAGAGAGAGAGGAGAGAGCGUGGGGGGUGAGAGAGAGAGAGAGAGAGAGAGAGGGAGAAGAGCAGCGCAGGACGAGAUCCGCCUGAAGUUACCUUUUCCUAAUGUGUAGCCCAAUUAAUGGCAGUGCGAGAGAAGCAUUGUGUGUGUCAUGCAUACAUUAGAGUCUGUGAUGAGCUCUUGGUCUUAAGGGAGGCUGAGGAGGCUCUACACAGAGUGUCAUCACAGAUUACCAGGAGAAAUCUCUCUCCGCUCACUGUCUCUUCUGCUUUUGCCAAGAGCGACUGCAGCGUGCCGCCACCUCCUCCUCUUCGAGCCUGUCUCUCUCCGCGCGGCUUCUCUCCAGAGCUUCGCUCCGCAGCUGUACUCACUGCUGUUGUGCUUUUUUUUUUCUUUUAAAAAAAAAAGUGGAUUUAUGUUCUCUGAGGUGCGCAGAAGUGUUGAUUUCUGAUCCACCACCUUUGCUACAUAUAUUUUUUUUUAUUUUGUGUGCUCUUCAAUUUUUUCUUCUCCUCUCUAAUGGCAAGAACUCCUCUUUGUGGUCUAAGUCAGACGUGAUGCUUCAGGAUUUAAGUGCGAGUGUCUUUUUUCCAUCCUGUUUGCAGCACCGAAGUUUAGCUCAAGUCCCUGACAAUGACGAGCAAUUUGUUCCAGACUUUCAGACCGAGAACUUAGUGGCUUUCCACGGACUGCAGCUGAAGAUUAAACGGGAGUCGCACAGUCCCUGUCUGGAGCUGAGCCACGCCUGCAGCCAGGACCGGCCCUUUAAGCUGAGCUAUGGGGAGAAGUGCCUGUACAACAUCAGUGCCUAUGAGCCGAAGCCUAGUGCAGGAAUGAAGCCCUCCAGCCCAGCGACCCCCUGCAGCACCCCCGUGUCCCCUCUCCAGCAUGCCUCCCCAAACUCCGCACCCACCCCCAAACCUGAUCGGACGUACCCCCACCUGCCUCCCUCACAGCCCCUCCCAGAUACAACCUUCACCAUGGACCACAGGUUUCGACGGCAGCUGUCCGAGCCGUGCCACUCGUUCCCCACGCCGCCCUCCGCGUCCCAGGACGGACGCCCGCUGUACCACAGGCAGAUGUCGGAACCGAACAUCCCAUUCCCCCCGCAGGGGUUCAAACAAGAAUAUCCAGACCCCCUGUUUGAGCAUCCUGCCAUGAUGGGGGCACCUGUGGGUCAGAGUUACCCCCACUCCAUGAUGAUCAAACAGGAGCCACGGGAUUUUACCUACGACACAGAAGUGCCUAGCUGUCAUUCUGUAUACAUGAGACAAGAAGGUUACCUGGCUCACGCCAACAGAACCGAUGGUUGCAUGUUCGACAAAGUUGCCAGGCAUUUCUACGAUGACACCUGCGUCGUUCCGGAAAAGCACGAAGGUGACAUUAAACAGGAGUCUGGCCUGUACCGCGAAGGCCCCACGUACCAGCGCAGAGGGUCACUCCAGCUCUGGCAGUUCCUCGUCGCCCUCCUGGACGACCCGUCCAACUCGCACUUCAUCGCCUGGACCGGGCGAGGCAUGGAGUUCAAGCUCAUCGAGCCAGAAGAGGUCGCUCGCCGAUGGGGAAUUCAGAAGAAUCGACCAGCUAUGAACUACGAUAAACUGAGCCGGUCGUUGCGUUAUUAUUAUGAGAAGGGGAUCAUGCAAAAGGUGGCGGGAGAGAGAUAUGUCUACAAGUUCGUCUGUGACCCAGAGGCUCUGUUCUCCAUGGCAUUCCCCGACAAUCAACGUCCUGUGCUGAAGACUGACAUUGAGCGGCAAAUCAACGAGGAGGACACGGUCCCACUGUCACACUUUGACGAGAGCAUGGCUUACGUGCAAGAAGGGGGCUAUUGCAACCCCCACCCAUACAGUGAAGGCUACGUCUAUUAACGUCUGACAAGUUGGACCGUUCCGGUACUGUGUUUGUGGGGGACGUAGAAUUUUUCCUUUGUUCCUUCUGACCCCAUUUCUUCUCACAUCGCCACUGUUAUCCCAGGAUGGAGAGUGCACUUUAACAACAAGGACUGACAGUGUAAGCUACCAGGCCAAGUUCAUAUCAUUGCUCGUGUUUAUAAAAGGGUAUUUGUAUAGGUCUGCCAUAUUCCUUAAAAAACAAAAAAACUAAACAAAAAAGAAUGUUCAGAGAAAGUGUGAAAAAAAAACUUUGAUUGUUAGGGACAUUUUUUCCAUUUGUAUCUGUUCAACGUCUAACACAGAAGUCAACCUCUAUAUAUGUGUUUUUUUUUUUCUUUCACUAAUUCAGAUCAAUAAAUGUGAAAUGCUUCUUUUAAAAUGCUUCUAUGGUGAAUUGACAUACUUAUAGACCUGGAGGUAACUCUGUAUAAGAGCCUGGAGUUAGUUGGCAUUUUAAGCAAAUACUACGGCUGCAUUUUUUUUUGUUUUCUUAUAUAUAAAGAUUAGAACUUAAUGAGCAAAUGGAUUUUUUUUUCUGUCAUAUUUUGUGUUAUAGCAUUUGUGGCUUAUUUCAUGAAGUGUGUGAUAGUUUGGAAUUGGGACUUGAAUGAUCAAAUGUCAGCAUGUAAACACAAAUAUGGUACAUUCAUCAACAAUGUAAAAUGAGUUAAAUAGCAGAGAACCGUGGUCGGUACAGCAUUGACCGUAUUAUCUUUAUUAUUACUUUUAUCGACUUGCCCCCAUUGUUCAGACGGGCCCAUUGAGGCACCUGCUUCUGCGACGCUUUGGUUCCCUUGACAUUUCCCUCAGAUAUAAUCUUAAGCCGGUACGUCCGAUGGUCUGAGCGCAGUAUGUCCGACAGGAAGUCACAUUUCAGCCAUGGAUGUGAUUUGAAAACGUGGCAAAUGAGUAUCGUAAGAAUGGUAUAGCUAAAUAUAUACACGUAUAUGUACACAAGACCACCGAGUGCUGGCACUGUCGUGUAAAGUUACAGAGACCCUCGAAUAUAAAUGUAAAAGUUAUUUUUGUUGUUUUGUUUGUUCCUCCGACAAAAGCCGCCAGGCGUCUGACAGACUCAGUAAUACUGCAUGAAGCUUGGAAAUAAUCACCCUAUAUACGGUAAUAACUCCAGCAUUGUGUGGUCCCUUUUCUAUUCACUACUUUCAUUUUCACUUCUCAACUCAAGACGUUUGUAAAGGGUUUGAUAUAUAUACACAUAUGUACACUAUAUUCAGGAUUUCCGUACAAUUCACCUAUAAUAAGUUCAUCAAGGAGUUGGAAGCCAGAACUGAAGAAAUAAAAAGAAAAAUGAAACUCUU
Messenger RNA from Brienomyrus brachyistius, 3267 nucleotides. RefSeq names its product ETS variant transcription factor 1 (gene etv1). Gene Ontology annotation, biological process: regulation of transcription by RNA polymerase II; cell differentiation. Lineage: Eukaryota; Metazoa; Chordata; Actinopteri; Osteoglossiformes; Mormyridae. Gene Ontology annotation, cellular component: nucleus. Gene Ontology annotation, molecular function: sequence-specific DNA binding; DNA-binding transcription factor activity, RNA polymerase II-specific. The coding region runs from base 611 to 1924 and encodes 437 amino acids. The record is from RefSeq and is a predicted model, not a curated record. The transcript is spliced from 10 exons.